Drosophila grimshawi is the source of this 1320-nucleotide messenger RNA. Its product is annotated as golgin subfamily A member 7. Lineage: Eukaryota; Metazoa; Arthropoda; Insecta; Diptera; Drosophilidae. The transcript has 4 exons. Gene Ontology annotation, cellular component: palmitoyltransferase complex. The record is from RefSeq and is a predicted model, not a curated record. Gene Ontology annotation, biological process: protein targeting to membrane; peptidyl-L-cysteine S-palmitoylation. The coding region runs from base 18 to 515 and encodes 165 amino acids.
GUACGCGAUCUGUGUGAAUGGUCAGACGCCAUUGUGUACACGUGCGUUGCGAAUUUAGACGACGAACAAUGUCCCAAGGCGGUGGCACUCCAUCGGCGGCAUCGGGUGGCAAUCCAACCAACAUCUUGCAACAUGGUGGCAAGGUCUUCAUACAGCGCGAUUACAGCGACGGCACCUCCGUCAAAUUCCACACACGGCUGCCAGCCGAACUGGAUGGCAUGAUUGAACGUCAUGUGUUCGAGGCAACGAUUAAUCGGCUCAACGAAUUCUAUGCGGAGGCAGAGGAGGGCUCCUGCGGCACCUACUGCGAGGGCUGCAUUGGCUGCAUUACGGCAUACUUGAUAUACAUGUGCUCCGAGACACAUUACGAAAAGACGUUGCGCAAGAUAUCCAAAUUUGUUGCUUCGCAGAAUGAGCGCAUUUAUAAUCCAAAGGGUCUGCAAUUGAUCGAUCCAACAUUUCGUGGUCUUCGCGUCAUAGAAAUUACCAUAUUCGAUCGUCCUGGGCGAACGUGACUUCCGCUUUCCCAUUCUGCCAAUGAGUUCUUCAUGUGAGACGACGGACGGACAGACGGACGGACGGACGACAACUAAACUCUGCUGUUACCAACAACAAACAAGUCAAAGCCAUUUUUUCCAAGAAAAACCAUCCUCUAUAAAUUAUGCAGCCUAAGCUUUAAAAACGUAUCAAAAAGAAAAGUGCAAGAUUUAUAUAAUAAUCAAGAAUUUAUGUGGAGCACGUGAAUUAGUCGAUAAGUUUAAUGCAGUUGUUGUAGUUGUUGGCAAAGACAAGAGUUUUAUGGUAACAAGUAUUUAUGCGUUAAGUGAAAAGCUACUGAAACUGCAUUUGAGCUAAAAUUAAACAUAGUUACAUAUAUUUACUUAUACACACACACACAUAUAUAUUUGCAUAUGUUAUUUUGUUUUUACUAAUCUAAUAAUUUGUUUAUAGAGUAUUUUAAUUUUAAAAAACUUGUCUAAAAUCAUUCUGCUUUAGUGCAAAUACAAAGUGUAUAAUUAUUGUAGCACAUAAAAAACCAAACAAAACAACAAUAACAGCAAAUAGGAAAAACCACUUGAAUAGUGGUAGUAAAGUACAUAUAUAUGCGUAAAGUUAAAUAUAAAUAUAUAUACAACAAGUCUUCAACGAUUUCAAAUAGCGCCAAAUGAACUUUCAUACAUAUACACACACACACACACACACACAUACAUAUAUAUAUAUAUAUAUAUAUAUAUAUAUAUAUAUAUAUAUAUAUACAACAUAUAUAUAACCAAGUGAAGAACUGUUCAUUUUUAAUAAAAGAAAAAAUCUACAUUAAAA